AUGACUUCAGCUCUAGAACUUGAACAUAGCCAUCGAGAAGACGCAAUACAGCGCUCUCUCGAGGCGCAUACCCCCAAGAUUGAGCAGCUCAUGGAGAUAGGAAACACUCCCGGUGUCUCGAUUGCCGUUCUUUGUAACAACAAGCUAGUUUUAGAGCGUGGUUAUGGCCUCGUCAAUUUGCGUACAAAUAUAAAAGCCACUGCAUCGACUAUCUACCCCAUCGCUUCCGUAACAAAGACUUUCACAGCUGCAGCAUGCGGCAUUCUUGUAGCCGAAGGAAAAUUAAGCUGGGAGGAGCCGAUAUCCACAUACCUACACGAUCUCAACAUCCCGAAACACCCCGACAUCGAAAGGCACGCUACUAUAGUGGAUAUACUAAGUCACAGGACGGGUUUGCAAGAGCAGUCGUCUGUAUUCGAGAGUUCUAAUGGAAUGCCGCUAUUCAAAGACGCAUUGUCAACCUACCAUGCCCUGAAUCUAAUGUCCUCGGAGCCCGGCAGCUUUAGACAAACGUGGAGCUAUUGUCCUCCCUUAUACGCUCUUCUGACAAUUGUGAUUGAGCGUGUGUCUGGACUACCGCUUUCAGAGUUCUUUCAAAAAAGGAUAUUUGAGCCACUAGGUAUGACAUCAACAUCGAUAGUAGGAAUGGCACCCGAUAUUGAGCCAACUCACUUGGCUCAAGGCUAUACGCGAACCUCAGCCGGUCUCUGGCUAGACCGAGACGGCACAUCUUCGGGGUAUCAGUUCCCAUUCGACACCUCUAUGGGAGUCCAGAGUUCUGUCUCGGAUAUGAUGAAGUGGGCCAAGGCAGUCAUUAAGAACUUCAAUAUAUCGAGGCAGCUUCCAGGAGAUUCUAAUAGUCAGGAGGAAGCGGAUUUCCCGGAAGGAAGUGCGAUAUUCAAACAAUGGUGCAAACUUCCCCUCAACGAGGGUGGCUUCCCGUCGUACUGUCUGGGUUGGUUCAGGCAGGAGGGCUACUUCAUCUUUGACGACAUGUUUGAUGGCGAUGGACAGGCUGACUCGUUGGAGUGGCCAUGUACGCUCCCCACGCCUCACGAAGAUCAAAAGCCCGAAACCAUUCUUUAUCAUAGUGGUUUAGGCCAUGGAUUCAGCUCCUCGAUGCAUGUAUUCCCGAACAAGGGGGAUGCCGUGAUUGUCCACGGGAAUUCAUCCCAUGCGGGUGAUGCUGUGGACUGUAUCUCUCGGCUCAUUACCGCAAUUGUUUGCGGUUAUGAUCUCUCAACCUCUGAAUUGAUGUCAAACCUGAGAUUCUAUACAGACUUGGAAGUAGGAAGGUGGAAGCAAAUGGACAAAGAGCUGCGGAAGGAACAAGAAGGUCAAUCGAGAAGCAAACGCAUUCCUGAGGCAUCUGAGAUCGUAGGACGCUACGUCAACAUUAGCUCAACCCUGGAAAUGACGAUAUCGUCGGGAGGAAAAGGAAACCCAGAGGACACAUCAAGGCCUAGCGCGGAGCCAUUUAUUGGUGCCAAGCUGAAACUUGGAAGUGAAACCAAACUUGGUCUCGACUUAUGGAGCUUUUCUGACGCUACGUUGUGCUUCUUCCCAAAUGAAGUUGAUUAUCAGAGAUGGUGUAUGUCUUACUUGGGAAGCUGGCCGCAGUUUCUCAUACACCUAAGUUACGACGAUAUAACGGGCUCUGUUUCUGGAUUUUGGUGGCAGUUUGACCCUGCUAGAGAUGGGAUAUGGCUCCAAAGGUUGGAUUCUUAA
Messenger RNA from Fusarium odoratissimum NRRL 54006, 1728 nucleotides. RefSeq lists its product as uncharacterized. Bases 1 to 1728 code for a protein of 575 amino acids. The record is from RefSeq and is a predicted model, not a curated record. NCBI's taxonomy places the organism in Eukaryota, Fungi, Ascomycota, Sordariomycetes, Hypocreales, Nectriaceae. The transcript has 2 exons.